Molecule: messenger RNA, 2823 nt
Organism: Guillardia theta CCMP2712
Lineage: Eukaryota; Cryptophyceae; Pyrenomonadales; Geminigeraceae
Exons: 3
Coding region: 5-2236 (743 amino acids)
Source: RefSeq, a predicted model, not a curated record
GGCAAUGCACCCCAGGAUGUACCGGCGAGUAUGGCAGAGGAGAACUAGCUGCCGAAAUGCGCAUCAGAUUAUUGUCAUGGUGCUUGCAAUCAUGAUGUCCUGCGGCAUGUUGUCACCGACGUCUGCAGUUGUCGAAGAUGAAACGUGGGAGAAGAUGUUUGUGCAAGGAGUCGACGAAAAAUCGUUGAAAGACUAUCUGUUCAAGAUUACAAGCUACGACCAUGUCGCAGGCACCCUGGGAGACCUCAGAUCCACCAACUUCGUCAAGAACAGACUAGAAUCAUCACUCAGAGACACUCCUGCUCUCGUGGAGGUAGAGGCUGUUCCGGUCAUGCUGUCCUACCCCAUCAGUCGGCAGUUGAGAAUGACAGAGCCGGUGGAAUUCAAUGCCAGUCUGAGCGAGACCAUCUUGCCAAACGAUGCUACCUCAGACAACGUCUGGAGAAACCUCUCUUUCAACGCUUAUUCGCCCUCCGGCAACGUCUCUGCGCAGCUGGUGUACGCCAACUACGGUGACCCGGACGACUUCGUAGCGCUAGAGAAGCUCGGCGUGUCCGUCGAGGGCAAGAUUGUGAUUGUACGGUAUGGGUCGACGUUUCGUGGUCUGAAGGUCAUGAACGCCGAGCGGAGGGGAGCGAUCGGCUGUAUCAUCUACAGCGAUCCUGAGGACGACGGCUACCAGCGCGGACCGACGUACCCGGAUGGGCCAUGGAGGCCGAAACAAGCAGUGCAGCGAGGAUCCGUCCAAUUCAACUCGCUCUGUGCCGGCGACCCAGCACGCAAGUACUCCAAGAAGUCAACGAUGGACCUUUGCGGGUAUGCCGUCGAAGACCUCAUCCCCUCCAUCCCUGUCCUCCCGAUCUCUUACGAGGAUGCUGCUCCUCUGCUGCAGAAUCUUGAUGCUGCUCCUCUGCUGCAGAAUCUUGUCACUCCUGGAGACCUCCCUCCUGGCUUUCAAGGCGGUCUUCCCUUCAAGUAUGCGACAGGCCCAGGUCCAGCCCACGUCAACCUGCUCGUAAACAACAAGUUCGAGGCUCGCAGGGUCUGGAAUGUCUUCGCUACCAUCCCCAGCGGCAACUUUGGAACAGCAGACGACAAGCUCGUGCUUGCCGGCAAUCACCGCGAUGCGUGGGUCUAUGGCGCCGCUGACCCCAACUCUGGGACCGCUGCUCUACUCGAGAUGGCCAGAGUCUUGGGGGACAUGUUGAGGAAGGGAUGGAAGCCGAAGAGGACUAUCGUGCUGUGUAACUGGGACGGAGAGGAGUACGGGCUUCUUGGGAGCACAGCAUGGGGGGAGAAACGAGCUAAGGAGCUCUCCUCCAAGAGUGUCGUCUACCUCAACGUGGACGUCGGGGUCGCCGGCCCGCACCUUUCAGUGCACGCCUCUCCUUUCCUCAGCCCCGUCAUCACCAACGUCUCCCGCAUGUUCGUUGACCCAGCAACGGGUCAGCCUCUCGAUCGAGCAUGGGACGGAGCCAUCGGGACGCUGGGCUCCGGGUCGGACUACACAGUCUUCCUUGAUCAUCUCGGCAUCCCAUCGGUCGAUUUGUCAUGGCGGCACAAUACCAGUGCCUACGGCGUCUACCACAGCGUGUACGACAGCUUCUCCUACAUGGUGCAGCAAGUUGAUCCAGACUUCCGCUAUCAUGCUCUCUGCACCAGGUUCUGGGGGGUCACCCUCCUUCGGUUCUCGGAUAGUGCUCUCCUCCCGUAUGAUCCCAAGAGCCUUGCAGGAGCGUUGAAUAAGUACUUGCUGUACGUCAAGAGCAUGAUGAACGCGACGGUGUGUCGAGGACAGUGCUCGGAGAUCUUCAAGGUGGUGAAGCAGGAGGGGAGUGGUGUGUUCCCACUAGACCUCAGUGAGCUAGAGGAGGCAGUCAGCGGCUUCACGACCGCUGCGUCCUCUCCUGCGCUGCAGCAGGCCAUCGCAUCCUGCAGGCAGGAAGGAGCUUGCAGCAAGAGGCUGCUGCUCCGUCUGAACGAGGCAAUGAGGAGGACAGAGAGAGCAUUCCUGGAUCCGGCAGGGCUCCCUGGGAGGAAAUGGUUCCGCCACAUCCUACAGGCGCCCGGGCUGUACCUCGGGUAUGGCGCUGACAUGUUUCCUGGUAUCUGCCAGGCGAUUCGUGAUGGGGAUGCGAAGCUGGCGCAAGAACAAGCGACGCGCUGUGCGGGGGUUGUGAAGCACGCGAGUUCGGUUUUAAUGAGCUGGCAGCAAGACAGAGAAGUCGUUACUUGAAGGAAGACUGUACAACAAGAACAACAAGAACAAGAGGGAGAACAAGGGGGAGGAAAACUAUGGGGAAAACAAGAUGAUGAAGAAAUACAAUGUCACUCUCAAUCCUGUGCAAUCUGCGCGAUCAGAAAAUCGACGAACAUCUCUGCAGCCUUCUCCGACGUCGACGGGGUCUGGCCAUCGUCGGUCACUACCUUGAGAAACUGCCUCUUAAUCCUCCUCUGCUCUCCGAUGGGGACGACCCGGUUGAUAGUGACGGGCUUGCUGCAGUACGGGAACUUCACCACCCCUGCCAUCACCCCCUCUGACUGGCUCUUCUGAAGGGUUCCGAGGAUCUGCGACGUUAUCACAUCUAUCUCGUGCAGCAUGUUCUUGUCCGCCACGGGCUGGGAGACUGUCGCCAGGUUCGGAUUGAGGCUCUUUCCUUCGAUCAUGCUCACCACGUCGUCCAGCGGGAGGACCUCGUCCUCUGGCCGCACCACAAACAGCGGCCUCUCCCAUCGAUUCCUGUCGUUGGGCCGCUCGAACCUCUGCGGCAGCUCCGCCAGGAUGCUCUCCCCGUACGCCCCCGUCCCCGCGUUGAACCCGGC